Molecule: messenger RNA, 1715 nt
Organism: Hyla sarda
Lineage: Eukaryota; Metazoa; Chordata; Amphibia; Anura; Hylidae
Product: outer dynein arm-docking complex subunit 3-like
Exons: 2
Coding region: 10-1668 (552 amino acids)
Biological process (GO): cilium movement; outer dynein arm assembly
Cellular component (GO): cilium
Source: RefSeq, a predicted model, not a curated record
AUCAGCUUCAUGUCCUGUCCACAGCAAAAUAACAGGAUGUUGACUACAUCAAGCACUUGUGUGGAACGGUGCAAGAUGGUGAGUAGUGGCCAGAAAUCUCGGGCAGAAACUAAGAAAGGCAUGGCCGGAACUCCAUCUCUUCCUGGAAUAAAGUCACCAAUCAAAGACCAAAUGGUGUCAGUACAGAAAAAAACACAGCUGCUAGAAUUCGAUCACAAGGUAUACCAGGAGAGCGUUAGCCACACCAUCAAGAAACAUAAGGAGACCAUACAACUCCUUCAACAGCAGAAUGAGAAAAUAAAUUGGGAAAUAGCUCUGGAGAAAAAGAGACAGGCAGACAGAGAGACUCAAUGUGGACAGGCCAUUACCCAGCUCAAGGAGGACAAGCUCCAUGAUAGCAUCAAACGCCUUAAUGCCUUAUGUUACCAGGUACAGGUCCGCAAGAAACACCUAGAAGGGCUGGAAUCACAGCUUAACCGGAAUGAUACUGUUAUGCAGAAUAGUAAAAUCACCCAAGAAGAACAGAUGCAGCGCUUUCUAGAAAGUAAACUAGAAGAGGCAAGUAUAAAAUUUCAAGAUGUAAAACACAUCAACAGUGUUUAUGGCAAAAUGAUCACCCAUUUGCAGGAAGAACUGCCAACAUUUCCAACACUGAUACAACAACUAAACCCUGAAAUCCUGCUGUUCAGAAAUGAGCUAAAGGAGGUAAGGAUCAUGAAAAAGAAUAUGAUCAUGUCAAGGGAUACAGCCCGGGCACAACAUAAGCACCAAAAGAAGGAAUAUCGCCACAACCGCAGAAACAAAGAGCAGAUCCUGCGUGCGCUGACUCAUCAAAUCAAGAAGAUCCGUCGUUACGAGAAGGAACGGGACAAAUCUGGGGUUUUCAAAAGACCCCACGCUACUAUUGAUGUCCAUAAAGUCCCUCCUGCAGAAAAGGGGGAAGAAAGAAUCCAUGUCUAUAAAGAAGCCCUAAAAAAGAUCAAGAAAGCUACAGGUGCAUGUACGAAAGGUGAAUUGCUGCAGCGCUUCAUUAAACAAGGAGAGACAAGAAAACAUCUGGAAAAAGAGAAAAUAAUGACUGAACAAUCUCUGAGUGAACUUAAAGACAAGCAGACAAAAAUGGAUAAUGCUCUAAAGGAAUUAAAGUAUUCAAGUCAGGCACCGCUGCAAGCCAAACUAUCCAAUAAUCUAAAGACAUUGGAAGAGCUCCAAACUCAAUUGCAGCUAGAGUCAGAAAAGCAUGACAAGCUUAAGAUGGAGGCAGAGGAAACUAGGGAAAUCCUGCAUAAGGCAACAUCUGAAGUGAAGCUCCUGGCAAGAAGACUCCAGUAUAUUAUGGUGCCUGGGACAAAUCUUUCAGUAACUGAUCUCUCCCCAGAUAUCCCUGCCUUGGAUCUUUUAACCAUCAUAGGCCAAAAACUGCAAAAACUCCAGAAGCAGUUAGAAGCACAAAAUAAAGAGGACAUCUUCAAGGAGAUGAAUGAAAAGAAGCGCAAUCUCCCAACAAGCAAACUGCCUAUCUCACUGCUACCAGCCAUACAGGAUUCCUCUGAUGAAGACAGUGAUGAGGAGUGGGAUGAGAUGAGAGCAAGUAUAAAAAAGAUUUCCCACCAAAUCACUAAAUCCAAUGCAAUGAAGUUCUGGAGUAACAAAUGGGUGAAGCAGUGAGACAUAGUCCUGCUUUUUAACAUUCUUCAUGCUAUCUCUAAUAAAGA